AUGUCUGGACUAUUCGGAUUGAUGGAUGGUUACAAACACUUCAUGGAGAAACAUUCUGAUCCACGGACGACAGAUUGGUUUCUAUCUGGAAAACUGGGACAUUUAAUAGUGAUUCUAGUAACAUAUGUAUACUUCUGUACAAAGGCUGGACCAAAAUAUAUGAAACACAGGAAACCUUAUGAACUCAAAAGGACCAUACAAAUAUACAAUCUCAUCCAAGUAUUUUCCAGCAUGUAUCUAGUUUACGAAGGAUUAGAAGCAGGAUGGGCAACAGACUACAAAUUUGCUUGUCAACCAGUAGUACCAGGAGAAAAAGGAAUGAGGAUGGCCAGAGGAGUGUGGUUAUAUUUCUUCUUCAAACUAACAGAAUUAUUAGACACGGUAUUUUUCGUUCUUAGGAAAAAGUACAACCAAGUCACGUACCUACACUUAUAUCAUCACACCCUCAUGCCAGUCUGUGCUUGGAUUGGUGUGACAUUUUUGCCAGGUGGACAUGGAACUUUACUCGGUCUUAUCAACUCCUUCAUUCACGUGAUCAUGUAUGCAUAUUAUUUCCUUUCUUCGCUGGGGCCACAAUACCAGAAGUACCUUUGGUGGAAAAGGCAUUUGACAAAAAUGCAGAUGGUCCAGUUUUGCAUAAUAUUUGUGCACAACUUCCAAGUACUCUUCCGAGAAUGCGGCUAUCCUAGACCUAUAAAUUAUCUAUUAUGCGUUCAAGCCGCCUAUUUCCUGUAUCUUUUUGGACGUUUCUAUGUCAAGCAGUAUUUGAGAGAAAAACAGAAGGUUAUCGAAAAAGAAUCCGAUUGCAAAGAAGAAGCACACAAAUCAUCAAACGGUACUUCGGCAGCCAAAAUGAAUGGAGCAGUGCAGACUGACAGUGUACAAAACAAAAUCAAGGCGAAUUAA
Phaedon cochleariae (mustard beetle) is the source of this 906-nucleotide messenger RNA. The record is from the annotation of a GenBank genome assembly. Lineage: Eukaryota; Metazoa; Arthropoda; Insecta; Coleoptera; Chrysomelidae.